Messenger RNA from Alosa alosa (allis shad), 1497 nucleotides. RefSeq names its product transmembrane protein 196. The coding region runs from base 223 to 768 and encodes 181 amino acids. NCBI's taxonomy places the organism in Eukaryota, Metazoa, Chordata, Actinopteri, Clupeiformes, Clupeidae. The transcript has 4 exons. The record is from RefSeq and is a predicted model, not a curated record.
CUUCUUCUCACUCGCUUCUGACGUGAGAGUGACCAACUCUUUUUUUUUCCUGGGGGGAGAGCAGCCAAGUCUCUCUGCGCUAAGUUUUUAACGACGAAUCGCUCCGGAACCUGAGCAAAAAUUCUCCUGCCGAAGGAUGGAUUGAACGACACCGCUCUCGGUGGGUGUAGAGCGGGUCCUCCUGUACUCUUUCCAGUAGCCAGGAACAAUGUCCGAUCGAGGAUGUGUACCAGCCGGAAGAUCAUCUGGAGUCUGCUGGUUCUCUCUGUUUUGGAGAUAGGGCUGGGUAUCUCCAGCAUCGUCUUGGGUGCGGUGGGCAUCAGUCGGGUACGGCCCGACCAGAAGACGCAGCAAGGGGACGCGUCUCCGGUGUGGAGCGGGAUGUGUUUCCUCCUCUGUGGCCUGUGUGGGAUGGUCUGUGCGAAGAAAAGAACCGGCUUGGUUAUGAUCCUCUUCUCCGCCUGCUGCAUCUGCGGGCUGAUCGGCGGCAUCCUGAACUUCCAGUUUGUGCGUGCGGUGAAGCGGCCGGGCUCGCUGCCCUCGCUGCACAUGGCGGCCAUGACCCUGACCUGCCUGGGCAUCAGCAGCUGCACUCUGAGCACCUGGCUCACCUGCCGACUGGCCAGCACCGAGCAGCAGAGGAUGUUCCUGGAGCGUGAGCACUCGCUGCACCACUCCCACGAGAUGACCGAGAAGCAGGAAACCCUAGACAACUCGAGUAACGGGAUCCCACAGAUUUCCUACAAUGGACGGAGUGGGUCACCAUGACAAUGUGGAAAACCCAUUGUUACAUCACUGAAGUCGUGCCGUGGACAUACCGGUGUUUCAACAUGGCGUUUCAACAGACCCUGGGCUGCAAAAUCAGGGAUGAGGGAAAUGUACAACUUCCACGGAGGAGAGCUAUUAGUGACCCUUUCACGAUGCUGACUUGUGGAAUGAUGUGUCAGGUUUUAGGAUGAUAGCAGGACCUUGAAAGUACCUUGCCAAUGGAUGGACCAUUGAUUGGGGAGGGUCUAGUUGCUUGGUGACCUCUUUGGCCAGGGCAGUCAAUUGGUCUCCUGUAUGAAAUCGAGCAUAAUCGAGCACAAUACAAGCAUGCAAACUGUUCACACCUCUCUCUCUCUCUUUCUCUCACUCUGUAUCCAUCAGUCUCUCUCUCUUUCUCUCUCUCUCUCUCUCUCUUUCUCUCACUCUGUAUCCAUCAGUCUCUCUCUCUCUCUCUCUCUCUUUCACUCGGUCUAUUUAUCUAUCAAGAUCUUGAGUCCCUCUCUACCUCUCCUUUCAAAGUCUCUUUACCUCCUCUUGUAUGUAAACUGAUAUUCUCCCUCAUCCUUUAAUUGUCUAUCAUUCCUGACCAUAGAUGAAGGGAAUGUUGAAUCUGAAAUAGCUACCCUGAUAUUGUACGGAACAUUGAAUGCGUUUAUCUAAAUCUUGCAGCACAUUGUACAAUGCUUGUACAUGAAGAAAAAAUCCAUUUAUGAAUUUACAAUAUUUUUA